This is a messenger RNA of Chaetomium globosum CBS 148.51, 1593 nucleotides long. RefSeq lists its product as uncharacterized. The transcript has 3 exons. Gene Ontology annotation, molecular function: L-amino acid transmembrane transporter activity. The record is from RefSeq and is a predicted model, not a curated record. The coding region runs from base 1 to 1593 and encodes 530 amino acids. NCBI's taxonomy places the organism in Eukaryota, Fungi, Ascomycota, Sordariomycetes, Sordariales, Chaetomiaceae. Gene Ontology annotation, biological process: amino acid transmembrane transport. Gene Ontology annotation, cellular component: membrane.
AUGGGCGCCGACAACUCCUCCAACGAGGAGGUGGCCCCUAAGGAGGUUCACGUCCAUGAUGACUCCAAGACGAAAACAGGCGACGAUGUCGAGGUCGGCGAGAUCAAGGAAGAGAACAAGUAUGCGUAUGACGACUCGCAAAAGCUGGGUAUCACGGGUGCCGUGUUCCUCAUUCUCAACAAGAUGAUUGGCACGGGUAUCUUUUCGACACCCUCGAGCAUUUUCGCAGCGACGGGAUCUGUCGGCGGUUUCCUCACCUUCUGCGGCCUCAGCGUGUGGCUCGAAUUCGGCCUGGCCAUUCCCCGGUCCGGCGGCGAGAAGAACUAUCUGGAAUACAUCUACCGCCAUCCCAAGUACCUCGCGACCUGCAUGCUCGCCUCGCAGAUGAUCCUGCUCGGCUUCUCAUCCGGCAACUCGCUCGCCUUUGGCCGUUAUAUCCUCUACGCGGCCAAGGGCGAGCUCAAAGAUACCUACGCGGCGCGCGGCAUCGGCGUUGCCUGCGCCACCUUCGCCGUCGUGCUGCACGCCAUAGCGCCGAAGUGGGGUAUCCGGUUGUUCAACGUCCUGGGUAUCUUCAAGGUGGCCGUGUUGAUCUUCAUCGUCUUCUCCGGCUUUGCUGCGCUAGCAGGCCGCCGCCUGGUGCCGGACCCCGGUAACUUCGAGAACGCCUUCGCUAUCGAGAGCGGCGAGGGAUACGGAGGCGGCGGCGCGUAUGCCUACUCCAACGCCCUGCUCAACAUCGUCUACAGCUACAAGGGCUGGGAAAACGCAAACUAUGUGCUCAGCGAGAUCAAGAACCCGAAGCGGACCCUGACUAUCGCUGCACCCCUCGCGGUCGGCGGCGUGACCAUCCUGUACGUCCUCGCCAACGUGGCCUACUUUGCCGCCAUCCCGAAAUCCGACCUGGCGACCUCGGAGGUGAUUGUGGCGGGUCUCUUCUUCCGGAACGUCUUUGGCGACAGUGCCGGCGCCCGUACCCUGCCCGCUUUUGUCGCGCUCAGCAACCUAGGUAACGUCCUAGCCGUCAGUUUCGCCCACGCGCGGUUGAACCAGGAGCUCGGAAAGGAGGGUCUGCUCCCACUGAGCCGGGUGUGGGGCUCUAACAAGCCGUUCAACUCGCCCGCUGCUGCUCUGUUCCUCCAUUGGAUCGUGACCAUCAUCGUGCUGCUCGCGCCGCCCCCCGGACCGGCAUACAACUUCAUCGUCAACCUGUACACGUACCCAGGCGCGUGGAUCAACAGCUUCGUGGCGGCGGGGCUCAUCUACCUGCAGUUUCAGAAGAAGGAGCCGUGGAACCCGGGGUGGCGCACCUUUUUGCCCGUCACCAUCAUCUUCUUGCUGUGCAACGCCUUCCUGGCUAUCGUGCCCUUCAUCCCGCCGUCAGACGGCGACUUCUGGGCGGACGGCUACCCGUACUACGUGUUCCCUGUGGUGGGUGUGGGUGUUUUGCUGCUGGGCGCCGUGUACUGGUCGCUGUGGACCAAGUUCUGGCCGGCGGUGCGCGGGCACAAGGUGGUGGCGGAGCGGAUUAUUGAUGAGACGAAUGGGGAGGAGGUCAUUCGGUAUCGCAAGGUCAAGACACAUGUUGCUUGA